Octopus sinensis (East Asian common octopus) is the source of this 7110-nucleotide messenger RNA. Its product is annotated as KH homology domain-containing protein 4. The coding region runs from base 431 to 3460 and encodes 1009 amino acids. The record is from RefSeq and is a predicted model, not a curated record. Lineage: Eukaryota; Metazoa; Mollusca; Cephalopoda; Octopoda; Octopodidae. The transcript is spliced from 21 exons. Gene Ontology annotation, cellular component: nucleus. Gene Ontology annotation, molecular function: RNA binding.
UGUUGUUCAGUCAAACAUUUCCAGCUAAACUCGUUAGCACUGCUAACCAUUUCUCUGCAUGGAUUCUGUUUUUGCCUCUCUCUCUCUCUCUCCUUCAUGGAUUUUAUAGACCAACUUCUGUUGUAUCGUAAAUUAUAAAAAAAAACAAAACAUAUAUAUAGCUUUACCUCUAAAAAAAAAUACAUAACAUAACACACAAACUCACCAACUAUCUAUUACAUAUAUAACUUUUUUACGUAUAUGAAAAAAAAAAAUUAAGAUGGAGAAAAAUUAAUUAUUAAGCUGGCCACAAAACGUCGUCGCUGCAAUAUCCCUCGCCCGUGCUUCUGUCGUGGAAACUGGAGAAAAUAUUUAAGCAAAGACAUCCCAACGUAUUCUUUCUUCGUUUGUGUUUUUUUCUUCAUGACGUCAUUAUGACGUCAGUGUAAAUAUGGCGGCCAUCGAGAGGAGCCAGAUUGCGCAGUCCAAAAGCAGUCUCGAAGCUGCUGCUGAGGCUGCAGCCAAAGUUAAUGCUAUGCUUAUUGCUAAAGGAAAAUUAAAGCCCUCUCAACUAGUGCAGCCAGUUGUGAAUGCUAAAUCUAAGCCUGUACAAGAACAUACUGGAAUAAAUAUUGGACCGGUAUCACAUCCUGGCAAUUUGAUAGUUGCAGCGGUAGUCAUCAAUGAUGUUCCCACACACUGUCGAAAUAUGCUUACAAAAGGCACGGCACAAGAAGAGAUAUCAAAACUGAGUGGAGCUUCUGUUUCUACAAGAGGCAGAUAUAUGAGUCCUGAAGAUAAAAUAAAAUUUGCAGGACAAGCUAAAGAAAAACCAUUGUACCUUUGUGUUCAAGGACCAACUCAGGAAACUGUUGACAAUGCAGUAAGCCGUAUAAACGAAAUUAUAGCUAAUGGUCUUCGACCAAAAGGUAGUAGGUUCUCUCCAAUUGUGCGUCCCCCUUCAAAUUUACCCCCUGGCGUACGUCCUCCACCAAUCAACCAACCUCCUCCCACAAUGAUGUCUUUCCAGCCUCAACAUCAUCAGAGCUUAACAUUUGUUCAAGAGAAAUUAUUCAUUGGACUAGAACAUGCACCACCAACAUUUGAUGUGAAAACCAAAAUUCUUGGUCCUGCUGGCUGCUUUUUGCAACACAUUCAAAAUGAAACUGGUGCAAAAGUAACACUAAGAGGAAAGGGAUCAAAUUUUAUAGAAUCUACAUCAGGCCGUGAAGCUUUUGAGCCUAUGCAUAUCCAUCUCCAACAUGCAAAUAUUAUGGGACUGCAACAGGCCAAACAGCUUGCAGAAAAUCUCAUACAAACGGUUCAGCAAGACUACGCCCAGUUUCAGCAGGCCCUGGCUGCCAUACCCGCAUCCAUGAGUCCUGGGACAGCCACCUUGUUGGCUGGCUUACAGCAGCAGACCUCGGCCAACCCUAAUUGCGGUCCCGGUGGGAUGAUGGCCCAGCAGCAGAGUAUUCCACAGCUUAGUGUCUCACAACAGCCUCAGUAUUCACAGAUUCCAGGUCCAGGCAUGCAGACUGUGACGUCCUUGCCACCAACCUUUCAGCAAGUUCUGCCAACGUCGUCUGUUGUACUCUCGGCCAAUUCUCUUCCUGCGAGUCUGACCAGUAUGCCACCACCAACAUUGGUGUCCCAAGCUUCUGCUCAAGGUAUGGCCAGCUCAGCUAAUGCAGGUGGUUUAGUAAUUCCUGUUUCCUAUUCCACAUCACUAACACCUAUGCCUAUGGUCACAAGUCUCUCAACAUCUCCACUUCUCUCGGUUGGCGCUGGUCCUCCACCGGCUGCUCCUGCGGGUCAAAUGGAUGCCAGUGGAAGUUUAUUACCAAACGCUUCCCUUCCGCCACCUCUUUUACAAGUCUCAACAGCUCCUGGUAUGAGUCAAUAUGCAACCACUACAAACGAUCCGUUUUUAGGCAAUGCUAAUUUAGGUAAUCCCCAACCUGCCCAAGUGAUAGUUGGCCAGCAGACAGUCACCCCUCUUGGUAUGUCAUUAAGUGGUGGAAACCCUCAGAUGGCCCCCCAAUAUGGUUCUCCUGUUCCUAAUUCAAUAGCACCUCCAAUGAAUGCACUACAACCUGGAGUGCAAUUUGUUUCUCAGCAACAGCUCCCGCCAGCUGGACAACCACCACCACCCUACUAUGGACAGUUUUCUGGUAGUGCUGCUAGUCUGCCGAUGAGUCUUCCUGCAGCUGCCACGUACACUGUUGCUCCAACGACAUACGCCAUUACAACAACAGGUUAUGCCUAUAAUGUCGGGCCACCGAAAGACGAUUCUGUUCAACCUCCACCUCCACCACCUCAUCAUGCACCUCCUUCACAGUCACCCGUCCCGCCACAGCAGCCUCCAAAGCGGAGAUUUACUGAAGAGAAACCUGAAGAUAAAAUACCAGAGAAUUUGUUGGGCUAUCAGCAUGGUCCUCCUCAGUUGGCCAAUAUGAUUGCUUCUGGUCCUCCACCACCUGUAGUAGGAAGCCAUCACCAGUCACCUGUGACACAGUCUUUUACCCAGCCUUUAGUUGCAGUCACUCAGACAUCUCAGGUUUAUGAAGAAUUCAGAAAUCAAGGGUUUGCAAACCCCCCUCCUGUGAACCAACCGGCAUUUGUCACCCCACCUCCUCCACCACCCCCAUCUCAUAGUCCAUCCCCAGAGAGGUCUGAAGUAGAUAAGCACUUGAUGCCUCCUCCUCCACCUCCCGGAAGCAAACGUACGGCGCAGCAUCAAGGAGGUACUGAGACACAGGAACAACGUAAAAAAAUCAAAGGCGCUCUUGGCAGUGUAGCCGUAUAUGGAUCUGAUGAUGAAGAAGAUGAUUCUAGUUCUCCAAGUCGACAACAACAGCAACAGAGGACUGUCCCUUACAGCCAGUCAAGUUCUACAAAUGCUGCCUAUGUUCACCAAGGGCAGCCCAGUCCCCCACCUCCAUCUUUGCCUGCCAACCAUUAUGAUCAAUACUUGCCAGGGCAAGUAUCAACAUCAUCCCAACAGCAACAGCCAUUGCAGCAUGGACAGUAUUCUCCUCCGGACCCUAACAAUGGAACACCUUAUCAACCAUGCUCUAGUCCAACAAACUUUGCUAGUAAACAGUCCACAACACAACCACAACAGAACAACCAUAGGAACUCAUAUGAACAAAUUUUGUCUACACAAGCUUCUCAGUUUGGUGUACCGCGACCACUCAGCCAGUCAACUUUUGCUACAUCUACAACUGGGUUGCAAACAUCUCCAGCCUAUAUCCCUCAGCAACAACCACAGCAACAACAACAGCAGCAGCAACAGCAACCCCAACCCCCUCAAUUUAAUGGACACACUUCAGCUGUCGCUGCUAAUCAAGGCUACCUUCAACAGUUUGCUAACCAACCACCCCCUUCACAGCAGUUUUCAGGACAACCAAGCAACCAAGCUCCUCCAUUCCAACCACCUCCACCACCUGGCAUGUCUUAUUGGAUGUCUCCUGCCUGAACAGUGGUUUUUUUGUUGGGUUUUUUUUUUCCAAAUUUAUUAUUUUUUUUUUAUUGUAUCAAUUUGCUGUCUGUGACUGUUUUCACUUUGUUGUUGAUGAACAAAAUAUAUCGUUGUUCCUUUCUCUCCCGCUUUAUUCUUCUCGUGACUGUAAGAAAACAAUUCAGAUAGGGGAGAAACUGUCCAGAAAAGGGACAAAAACUUUAUUUUGUCAAUCAUCAAAAUAGCAUUACCUUUGUCAUCACUGGUCUCAAUGUUUUCUCCUCCAUUUCACUUCAUCCUAUAUAUAUAUAGCAGUGUAUGUCGAGUACAUUUUGUGAAUCAAGCAUUGCAGGGCUAGCAACUUUCAAUAAUCUUACUGGGUUAUUUUUGUCCCUCUUCCUCUCACAUAUAUGUGCACACUUAACAUAUAUGCACAUACUUAUUACACUCAAAACAUUGUCAUAGACAUUAUACAUAUAAUGACAGAUAAUUCGUGAUUUUUUUUUUCUUUUUCUCCCCUCCCCCCCUUCCCGUGUUAAGACAGGUAUUUUUAUUUUCAUUUUUACCUUUAACUCUCCAAAAGCUUCUAAAAUUUGAAGAUUUAUUUAUACAGCUAUUAUUAAAUCAUUAGCAAAUACAGAGUAACAUGAUUUAUCUAUUGUUGAUUUGAAUUGCAUUAUUUGUCCUCUUUCAAUAUGUUAUGACAAGCCAAGAUUCAGUGAUACAUUUAUUGUUUUCAUUUACUUUUAAUCAAUUAUUUUGUUUUCUUACUAUUUUAUUCAUAGUAAGUUGGGCUGUGUUUUACAAGUCUUCAACAAUUUAUGGCACCAAUUGUAUUUUAGUUACCUUAAAACAGUGUUUACAGUCAUUAACUUUAAUUGCAUAUUUAAUUAAGGAGACAAAGGUUGCUUUCGGGAUUCAAUCUUAGAACUGGAAACAUUGAUUUGGGGCUGUCAUAAUAAAAUCCUUUUCUUCCCCAUUAUUACUUUUUGGGGGAACUCCAUAGAGUUGCAAUUCAAACCUUAAAGUUUGCCUUAGUUCUGGCGAAAUAAAUCACUUUUUCACUCUCUGCUAAUAUGGACUUUUCCUGGUUUUAAAAUGAUAGAAUUAUAUUGAGUGUUUGUGAAUAAUUUUCUUGUGUACCUAUAAGAGUGAUUUUUUAAAAAAUAACAACUUAGAUUCUUCCUGUGAUAAAUGCAAGCCAGUUGAAUUACAUUAAUUUCAAAAGGUUCACAUUCUUUAUAUACUUGAUAUUUCAUCCAUUCAGGGGGUGGGAUUUUGGAUUUGUGAUUCUAAUUGAAAAUUCAGAAUAUUUUGAUUAAAUUGAUUCAAUUUAUUUCUUCUUCUCAUGUACGAGUUCCUCUGUUAAAUGUAAUGAAAAUGUUGCUUAAUCAUUUUAGCCUUAGUAUUUUAAACUUUUCAAGACCACAGUUGCUUGGAGACCCCUGCAAUGAAAGCACAUACAAAAAUAGAUAUUGUUGUGGCUAUUUUCAAAUUACUUUUAUUCUAAAUGAACAUUUUAGUGGCACCAGCCAUUCUGGUCUUGAAAUAGUUUAACAAUGGCAAAAAUUAUUAGAUGAGAGGGGGAAAGUCUUCCAUAUAACUCUAUAUUUGUUUUGUUUUGUUUUUUCUUUACAGUUAUUUUUAGCCAAUGCAUAGUUAGAAAUUCUUGUCUUAUUAAUAUUAUAUCAGAUCCCUCUCUACAAAAUGUGAAGGAUUGUGAGACAAAGAAAGGGUCAUAUUUAAUACUUUUGCAUUUGCAACAGAAGAAAAAUGUAUGCAUUGCUUUUUAAUUAAAUUAUUUUCAAAUUUAUUUGUGCCUUCAACUUGCUGCUUAGAUUUAAAUCAUUCAUGUUUUAAACUGAGAAUGAUUAAAUUUUUCGUUAUUAAGGUUUUUUUUUUUUUCAUCAAUGUAGACUUAAUUCUUCUGCAAACUGAAUUUAUAAUUGUUUCCUAGAAAUAUUAUUACUUUAUGUAAUGACUAGAUUCAUGAUCUUACAUAUAAUAAGAAUUCUUUAUUGUAGAUUGAUUUCACUCUAUAAUCAGUUUGUUUCAUCUUACAUUCUUGAAAGUCUCCCUUUUAUUGUAGAAACAUAGAACCAUUUUUUUUAUAUAUAACUGAUCUAUUUUAUCUGUAAUGAUUGAUUACAUUCACUUGGCACAUACAAAUAUUUAUUUAUUUAAAUUCCUGCACAUUUUCUUUUUCCAAUAUUAUUCAAAAUAUUUUUCUUAGAAAAAAAUAAAACAUGAAAAAAACUUUAUAUAUAUAUAUAUGUACGUAUGUAUAUAUAUAUAUAUUAACCUUAUUAAUAUGUGGUGUUCUGUGUCUGGGAAUGGGGAAUUGUAACGAAAUAUAUAUUUUUAAAUGCUGUCUACCAGCAGUGAUUAAUUUUAGAACUUGGACUUGAGAAACCAACAUUUUCUUAACUAAUUUCACUGGUUCAACUACAUCUCCCUAUCUCUUCAUUUCCAAUUGCACAUGCUUCUGUAAUUCCUGUUUUGUGUUUUCCUGUGUUGGAUAAUGUCAGAUUGUCAUUAUUGGAGAUAACACCUUACAACUAGCUUGUUGCCAGAACAAUCUCUCAGAACACACAAACUUUCCUAUAAUUUAGUGUUUUGUGGGGUGUGCAGCAGAGGAGUACAGUUUUUGUGAUUCUUUUUAAAAACCUCUCUCUCUAAUUAUUUUGAUGAAUAGUUUGAACAAGCUCUUUUUCAAAUUGUCCCUCCACCUGCUUGGUUUUUUUUUUCUCAUUUCCAUCCUUUGAAAGCAAAAGCUGUACAAUCAGUAACUUUGCUGUUUGAAAUGAUGCCUUAAACUAGGAUGUCUCUAUAAGAAGUAUUUAUCCGCUGAUCUUCCUCCCUAACCUGCUACACUCCCUAUUUCUUAAAAUGUAUGCAUUGUCUGCACUACAUAUCAUGGUGCUCAUUAUUUACUGAGAAUUCCUGUAAAUAUAUUAUAAAUACAAAUUAUUUUUCUCCAUUUCAGAGGAUUGAUGAUUCAUAGAGCUGUUUAUAAUAAUAAUAAUAAUAAUAAUAAUAAUUCAUGUGUGUGCCUGUUUGUUAGUUGAUAUUUGCUAACUAAAUAAAAGUGAUUUGGUCUCUUUGAAGAGGACUGAAUUGAGACUUUGUCAGUGAUAGCUUUCAAGAUUCUCUCUCUUUCUCUCUCUCUUUUCCCCAUCCUCAACAGAUAAUGGGGGAUAAAAAAAAGCCUUUUCUAUUAAUGUAUUUCUUGUAAUUUUACCCCCCUAUAUAGUAUUUUAAUGAUUAGAAGGGAGUUGAAUUUUCUGAAUGCAGAAAGAUUGAAAAGAGAAAGAGAGAAUAAACUGAAUGAAGGCACAAAAGAGAAGUGAUGAGGUUCAUUACUUUCCCUUACAAUGUGCAGCAAUAUAAUAACGAUGAUAAUAAUAAUUAAUAAUAAUAGCUCUGAUACUUGACAAAGUCUCAAUGGUACUACAAGUACCAAGACAAAUGGUUCCAGUCCUGCAGAGAACAAAACUUGGGACACAGUUUGUGAUCUCUCUCCUGCCCUUUUCUUGGUUAUAUUGAAGUGGGCUAUAUUGUGAAAAUUGUAAAACAUUCUCUUUCAUAUUUGUAUAUAUUUGCUGGUGUUUAGAAUUUGUCAUAUUUGUGUCCUUCACAUCCUUAAAUAAAUUGUUAUAUUGCUACUA